Messenger RNA from Salvelinus namaycush (lake trout), 1500 nucleotides. Its product is annotated as G protein-activated inward rectifier potassium channel 3-like. Gene Ontology annotation, molecular function: inward rectifier potassium channel activity. Gene Ontology annotation, biological process: potassium ion import across plasma membrane; regulation of monoatomic ion transmembrane transport. Bases 1 to 1500 code for a protein of 499 amino acids. The transcript is spliced from 7 exons. NCBI's taxonomy places the organism in Eukaryota, Metazoa, Chordata, Actinopteri, Salmoniformes, Salmonidae. The record is from RefSeq and is a predicted model, not a curated record. Gene Ontology annotation, cellular component: plasma membrane.
AUGGCGCUUGAAGACUCUGCCUUCACCUCGCGGCCAGAGUCCCUCUCUCUGCCCGUGGUGGAGAAAGGGAAGGGACCAGUGGAAGAGGCUACCGAGGUGACGGCCUCCACCGGAGUGUUUGAUGUGUCUGAGGAUCUGGGCCAUGUGGUUACCACGGAUACCACCCAGCCUGGCGUUAACAGAUCGUGGAAGUCCAAGUUGGCAGAGAGGCAGGCCAAUGCAGCAUCCGAGGAGUACGUUAAGAAGCUGCCUCGGGUGGUGGAGAAGGAGAGGGGUAGAUUUGGCUGGGCCAAGAGACGUAAGACUCAGCGCUAUGUGGAGAAGAAUGGUCGCUGUAACGUUUCACACGGCAACAUGAGGGAGACGUACCGUUAUCUGACAGAUAUCUUCACCACGCUGGUGGACCUCAACUGGCGCUGCUCACUUUUUGUCUUCGUCAUGGCCUACGCCAUCACCUGGCUCUUCUUCGGGGCCAUUUGGUACCUGAUAGCCUACCUCCGAGGGGAUCUAGAUCAUCUGGAGGAUGAGACAUGGACACCGUGCGUCAACAACGUGAACGGCUUCAUCUCUGCCUUCCUCUUCUCCAUCGAGACAGAGACCACCAUUGGUUACGGCCACCGUGUCAUCACUGACCAGUGUCCAGUGGGCACCAUGCUGCUCCUGCUCCAGGCCAUACUGGGAUCUAUGGUCAACGCCUUCAUGGUGGGCUGUAUGUUUGUGAAGAUCUCUCAGCCCAAUAAGCGUGCGGAGACCCUGGUGUUUUCUAAGAAUGCAGUGAUCUCUCUGAGAGACGACAGACUGUGUCUGAUGUUCCGGGUGGGAGACCUGCGCAGCUCACACAUUGUAGGAGCCAACAUGAGGGCCAAACUCAUCAAGUCUAAACAGACUCAGGAAGGUGAGUUUAUCCCUCUGGAUCAGACAGACAUCAGUGUGGGUUUUGAGACUGGGGACGACCGCCUGUUUCUGGUGUCUCCACUGGUCAUCUCCCACGAGAUCGACUGCCGCUCGCCCUUCUGGGACAUGUCUCAGGGCCAGCUGGAGAAGGACGACUUUGAGAUGGUCGUUAUCCUGGAGGGAAUGGUGGAGGCCACUGGUAUGACGUGCCAGGCGCGGAGCUCUUACCUGGCAGACGAGGUCCAGUGGGGUCACAGGUUUAGUCCGAUGAUGUCACUGGCCGAAGGCUUCUUUGACAUUGACUAUGGCGCCUUCCAUCAAACCUUUGAGGUGGACACUCCCUCUUGCUCAGCGCACGAACUCUCAUUGGCUGCGGCCCGAUUGGAGGCUCAUCUCUAUUGGUCGAUCUCCAGUAAAUUGGACGAAGAGAAAUGGGAGGGAUCUUCUCUGACCAAUCAAUCAGGGAAGCAGCUAGACAAUGGGAAAGGAGGGGUUGUUGGCCCUGUUUCAUUUAUUGUUGGUGAGAUCACUGGAAUAGAAGAACAAUCCGGUCCAGGGGAGUUGAAUGGAAGUGUCACCACUGAACAGUCAGAAUCAGAGGCCUAA